Thrips palmi is the source of this 1912-nucleotide messenger RNA. RefSeq names its product aarF domain-containing protein kinase 1 (gene Adck1). NCBI's taxonomy places the organism in Eukaryota, Metazoa, Arthropoda, Insecta, Thysanoptera, Thripidae. The record is from RefSeq and is a predicted model, not a curated record. The transcript is spliced from 9 exons. Gene Ontology annotation, biological process: mitochondrion organization; protein phosphorylation; lipid homeostasis. Gene Ontology annotation, cellular component: mitochondrial inner membrane. Bases 1 to 1557 code for a protein of 518 amino acids. Gene Ontology annotation, molecular function: protein kinase activity; ATP binding.
AUGUGGCCAGCCAGGAGAAUUCUUAAAUAUGCUGCUGUAGGUGGAUCAUUAACAGCCACAGCGUUUUCAUUGCAUGCCAAUGAGUAUAACAUUGAUUCCAUUGGAGUAGUCCGGUUAAGUAGAGCUGCUGCCGCAGUUCUUAAAAUAUCUUAUGUUUACAAAACAGAGCUUUACUCUAGUAAUUUACCCCAAGAUUCUCCAGAAUUUUUAAAAUUAAAAUCUGUGGUUCACAAAAAGGCGGCAGAAAAUCUGCUGGAACUGUGUUGUGCUAAUCGAGGAGUGUUUGUAAAAGUUGGUCAACACAUUGGAGCUCUUGAAUACAUCUUGCCUCAUGAAUAUGUUGAAACAAUGAAAGUUUUACACAGUCAAGCUCCAACGUCUUCUUUUAAAGAAAUACAAAAGGUGCUCCGUCAAGAUUUGAAAUGUGAUCCAGAUGACAUUUUUGAUGACUUUUCACCAACACCUCUUGGAGCAGCCUCUCUAGCACAAGUUCAUAAAGCCAAGUUAAAAGAUGGAACUACAGUUGCAGUCAAGGUGCAACACCCCUUUAUCAAAGGAAACUCUACAGUCGAUAUGAAAACAAUGGAAGCCCUAGUGAAGGUUGUUGAAUGGGUAUUUCCAGACUUCCGUUUUCAAUGGUUGGUCACAGAAAUGAAACGCAAUAUACCCAUGGAACUAAACUUCUUACAAGAAGCAGAAAAUGCUGAAAAAGCAGCUACUAUGUUCAAACAUUUUCCCUGGCUAAAAGUACCGAAAGUUUAUUGGAACCUAAGCAAUCACCGUGUUUUGACCAUGGAAUACGUUGAGGGUGGCCAAGUUAAUGAUCUGCCAUAUAUUAAAGCCAAUAAAAUUGAUCCAUAUGAGGUUUCUCAUAAACUGGGAUGCCUAUACUCGCAGAUGAUUUUUGGUGAAGGGUUUGUUCAUAGUGAUCCCCAUCCAGGCAACAUUUUGGUAAAGAAGAAUGUGAAAAAUAAUAAAGUUGAGGUGAUUCUUCUGGAUCACGGAUUGUAUGCAGACCUCACCAACAACUUUCGUUGGGAAUAUUCGAAACUGUGGCUUAGUAUUUUGAACAGUGACAUGGAAGGAAUGAAGAGUCACAGUAACAAUCUUGGAGUUGGUGAGAUGUGGCCAUUGUUUGCGUGUAUGGUCAGUGGCCGCACUUGGGACACCAUCAUGUCAGGUGUUGAUAGAGUGAAUUUCACAGAUAAUGAAAAGAAUGAGUUUCAGAAAGAGAUUCCUAAGUACCUGCCCCAAAUAACAGGGGUUCUUCAAGAUGUUGAUAGGCAAAUGCUUCUAAUUUUCCGCACCAAUGAUUUGAUGCGUGGCAUUGAGCAUACCCUUAAGACACAUGCCAGAAUGUCCUCGUUCCUUGUAAUGUCCCGAUGGUGCGUACGUAGUGUCUUCAGUGAGCAACUGAAAGAUUGCAAAGUCAAAAUGAAACGUUGGUAUUUGCAUGCUGCACAGCAAUGGACCCUUCUAAAAAUAUCACUGUACUAUGCCUUUCUAAGCAUACGCAGCUUAUCUCUUUCUUCAAUGUGGCAAGUAAUGACUUCCUGAAGUACUUCAGCCAGUACUGUGUACUUUGUUUCACCGCACAAGUUGAUGAAUGUCACAUUCCUGUCCUGGUAAAAUUCCUUAGAGGUGAAAAAAAAAAUGUUGAUAUGAAUUUUUGGCAGGGAUUGUUGUUUUACCUCAAACAUGGAGCUAUGAGGGAAUCGUACACUUUAAAAUGUUUCUAUUUUGUUACUUUCUAUUUGUACCAAAGAUGUAAUGUGAUUGAAUUUUCCUCUGUUAAGGAAUGAAAAAGCCAGCUACUAGUUCUUAAUCUCCAGGGUUAGAUUUAUAUGUAAAGUGCUUACCAGUGAGUAAGAUAUAUUUUUUUAAACCAAAUAUUCCACAUUAUUUAUUUUUA